AUGGGACAGCUUCCCCAGUGGAUUACCAUAGUGUCGGGCUACUCGGCGGUGGUUUCUUCUGUGAUCAUUACCACCAGUAUUUUGUUGCAUCUUGCAAACUACAGAAAGCCCUUCCAACAAAGGCUCAUGAUUCGAAUUCACUUAAUUAUUCCCCUUUUUGCAUUGUCCUGCUAUUGCAUGCUUACCAUCCCACAGUCGAUUUUUGUGAAAUACUUUGUCGAACCACUUCGAGAAGUGUAUGAAGCAUUUGUAAUUUACACUUUCUUCUCUCUCUUGACUGAGAUGCUCGGCGGAGAAAGACACAUAAUAAUAUUCACCACGGGGAGAGAACCAGUGCCGCAUCCGGGCUUUAUGCGCUACAUCUUUUCGGAUCUAGACAUCUCGGAUCUGUACACGUUUUUGAAUAUUAAGCGAGGCAUACUUCAAUAUGUAUGGCUCAAACCGGCAAUAUGCUUUGGGAUUCUCUUCUUUGAAGCUGUUGGUCUUUAUGACGUGAACGACCUCGGAAUCACUUCCAUUUAUCUCUGGCUCACUCUAUUGUAUAAUGCCAGUGUUUCUCUUUCACUUUACUGUCUUGCCAUUUUCUGGAAGAUAUUGUGGAAUGACUUGAAGCCCCACAAACCGGUGGGGAAGUUUUUGUGCGUCAAAUUGAUCAUUUUUGCAUCUUAUUGGCAGGGUAUAAUCCUUGCUAUCUUGAGUGUUACCGGAGUGUUACCUCAGACCGCAAAUACAGAUAAGGAUACCAAUAUUGGAGUAGCCAUUCAAAAUGCUCUCUUGUGUGUGGAGAUGAUACCGUUUGCCAUUGGCCAUUGGUUUUCGUUCACUUAUGUUGCAUUCACCGUGGCACACAUUCCUAAUGGCAGGCUAAAAUUCAGGUAUGCUGUUCGUGAUAUGUUUGGCAUUCGUGAUCUCGUGAACGACUUCAAACUCACAUUUUAUGGUGACUACUACAAGGAUUACAAGCUGUUCGACUCCGUAGAUGCUUCAGUGGCCCACCCAGACUCCAAGAGCCGAAUGAGCAGGAUUCAGCAGGGGCUUCGAUAUCAUGGAGACGGUCGGCAAAAGCAUUGGAUUCAGAAACCUUCAGUCAGUUCACAGUCAGUUGACUAUUCCACGCUGUUGAAACUGCCUCUACUUCCUUCCAAUCCUCGCUAUUCUCCCUCCUUUAAAUCGAUCGGCACCUCCACAAGAGGUAUUUAUCCCCCAUCUCCCAAAUUGAUACCAUCACCACCGGAUUCUCCCAGCUCCUCACCAAUUGAUAUCAAUGAUCUGAUUAUGUCUAUCAGCGAAGCUAUCACUGGAGAUGGAUUUUCUUACACGAAAGAGCAUCUUGACGAGGACGAGCUUUACUACAAAGGGGUGCGUUCGGUCAUAAACAACUAUAAGCUCGACCAGAAAGCAGUCAAGAAAAUGCUCAACUAUCCCAUCGUCGAUAGCAUGAUCAGAAGUCACGAAUACGGCUAUAAAGUAAAGAAAUUGAGAGAAGACCGAAACAGACGACAACUGUCAAUCAAGUCGGGAAGGUCUACAAAUGCAUCCUACGGAAGUAUAGUUUAA
Meyerozyma guilliermondii ATCC 6260 is the source of this 1557-nucleotide messenger RNA. RefSeq lists its product as uncharacterized. The record is from RefSeq and is a predicted model, not a curated record. NCBI's taxonomy places the organism in Eukaryota, Fungi, Ascomycota, Pichiomycetes, Serinales, Debaryomycetaceae. The coding region runs from base 1 to 1557 and encodes 518 amino acids. Gene Ontology annotation, biological process: transport. Gene Ontology annotation, molecular function: transporter activity. The transcript has a single exon.